AUGUCUUCCCGGCCUCUUCAUCCAGAUGAAUAUGAACUCCACAGCCGUUCGUCUUUUGAUUCCCGAGAUAGCUUCGAUCUCGAUGCUGCCGAUUUCGAAUCACACCAUCCUACUACCAGCCGUAGCUACCGAAACACGCGCCCUCCUCUAAUAUCCCGCCUACUCUCCCUCCUCCCCUUUGUCGGACGGCGGCAUCCCCCUCGAGGCCGUCGAUUAGGACAGACUGCCUGGAAGAAAAACAAACAUUCCGCAUUUCGUCGUCGCCUUACGCUUCGCCGUCUGUGUUUCGUUUGCUUGGCAUCCUCUGGAAUAAUUCUCACUCUCGCAUUCCUUACCUCUAUCAUCCGCCCGUCUUAUACCCAUCCUCCCGCCCAUUAUAAUAUCCUCCGCCAUACGGUGUUAAACUCAAAAGAUCCAGGUAAAGGGAACUCUCGAAACGAAAAGGUGUUCAUUGCGGCUAGUUUAUAUGAUAGAGAUGGCGAGCUUGCACGUGGUAGAUGGGGAGAAAAUGUCCUUGAGCUUAUAAGCAUAUAUGAAAGCAACAGCGGUCCGGAGGGUGAAGCCGCGCUCAAGGAAUUUGAAGCGAAAGUCCAAUGCAAGCGAUCAAUUGGUACCCAUGUCACCCUUGCAGAUGGCUCGGAGCGCAUCAAACGGAUAGCUUAUCUAGCAGAGGCUCGAAACCGAGCACUCCGGCCCCUGGAUGACCCAGCCAGCGAUCGGUUCGAUAAGCUACUAUACCUUAACGAUGUUGUUUUUGAUCCCAUUGACGCACUGCAAUUGCUCUUCUCUACAAAUAUGGACGAAAGAGGCACACCACAAUACCGUGCGGCCUGCGCUGUUGAUUUCAUUAACCCUUUUAAAUUUUAUGAUACCUUCGCCACGAGGGAUCUGGAAGGUUUCUCGAUGGGCGUUCCUUUCUACCCGUGGUUUUCCAGCGCAGGGAAAGCUGAGAGCCGGCAUGAUGUGCUCGAUCAAAAGGACGCGGUCCGAGUGAGGAGUUGCUGGGGAGGGAUGGUUGCAUUUGAUGCGAAGUUUUUCCAGCAGGGGAAAUCCGAACCAGCUGGGCAGCAUCAAGCGCGGAGGCAGAGGGAUGACGACGAAGUGGCUCCAACAUCUCCAACCCCCAGCACCUCGUUACCGGCGAGAUUCCGCGCAGAGCCAGACCUCUACUGGGACGCCUCCGAAUGUUGCCUGAUCCACGCAGAUAUCCAAAAACCACCAUAUGAAUCCAAGGACGAACUCAUCGUCGACACAGGCAUAUACAUGAAUCCGUACGUUCGAGUUGCAUACGACACGCAAACUUUGGCAUGGCUUGGUGUCACUCGAAGAUUUGAAAGGCUUUAUUCCCUGGUACAUGCUAUAGUAAACACAAUUGCUGGUAUGCCUAGGUUCAACCCUCGUCGGGCCGAAGUAGCGGGAACAGACGUGGAGGAAAAAGUCUGGGUUCCCAAGGGUGCGAACGGGGGCUCCUACGAAAUGGUUAAGCGCAAGGCCGGGACUGGAGGCUUCUGUGGUCGCCGUGGACUGCAAGUCAUGGUGGCUAAUCCUGAGAAGGGGCAGAAGAACUGGGAAUCGCUCCCUGUUCCUGCCGGGUAUUGAAUUUAUUAACGGCUACCAUUCCCCCCCCCCCCUUUUUUUUUUU
Molecule: messenger RNA, 1642 nt
Organism: Blastomyces dermatitidis ER-3
Lineage: Eukaryota; Fungi; Ascomycota; Eurotiomycetes; Onygenales; Ajellomycetaceae
Exons: 3
Coding region: 1-1599 (532 amino acids)
Source: RefSeq, a predicted model, not a curated record